Messenger RNA from Penaeus chinensis, 1327 nucleotides. RefSeq names its product iron-sulfur cluster assembly scaffold protein IscU-like (gene IscU). NCBI's taxonomy places the organism in Eukaryota, Metazoa, Arthropoda, Malacostraca, Decapoda, Penaeidae. Bases 67 to 603 code for a protein of 178 amino acids. The record is from RefSeq and is a predicted model, not a curated record. Gene Ontology annotation, cellular component: cytoplasm; mitochondrial matrix. Gene Ontology annotation, molecular function: 2 iron, 2 sulfur cluster binding; ferrous iron binding. Gene Ontology annotation, biological process: intracellular iron ion homeostasis; iron-sulfur cluster assembly. The transcript has 4 exons.
CGACGGCUUCAGCUCCCAAUACGUUCGAGAAGCAGUGAGUUCCCAGCGUUACACAAACCAACACCAAUGGCUCUCCUUCGCAGUAUCUCUCGUUCCCUUCCUCUCCUGGCGGGGAGGUCUGUCAGCGUCACGUCAUCGGCCAAAUAUCACGAGAAGGUCAUUGACCAUUACGAAAAUCCACGCAAUGUUGGAUCCCUCGAUAAGAAUGACUCCACAGUCGGCACAGGUCUUGUAGGAGCACCUGCCUGUGGAGAUGUAAUGAAGCUGCAGGUGAAAGUGGAUGAAAAUGGGAAGAUUAUUGACGCCAAAUUCAAGACAUUCGGAUGCGGUUCUGCCAUUGCAUCAUCAUCGCUGGCAACAGAAUGGGUAAAGGGGAAAACUAUGGAUGAAGCUCUUAAGAUAAAAAAUGUUGACAUUGCGAAGGAGCUGAAACUCCCACCUGUUAAGCUACAUUGUUCUAUGCUUGCUGAAGAUGCCAUAAAAGCAGCUCUAAGUGACUACAAGGUUAAGCAGUCAACAAAAGAGAAGGUUGCUAAGAAAAUGUGCAAUAAAACCAUAUUGAAAAAUCCUAGCCAUUUACUAAAUUCAUUGAUGAAGUGUUAGGCAUGACCUCGCAUUUCCAUGAACUUUGUUCCACUGAUAAAUAAUUUUUCCUACCAACGUCAUUUUGCGCUUUGAUCUUAGGUUAGUGAAAAAUGGUCUUACUCACUAAAUAAUACCCAGUCUUUUUCUUUUCUGUGUACGCUUCACAAGACACACUUUUCACGUGCCUCAUUUAAUAGUUGUUUACUUUCGUUUUGUUCUCUGAAUAUAAAGCUGGAAAUUUGAUUCUGAAAAGUUUAGAAGAGGGAGAACACUGAUUCUCUUAACUGUUAUAGUUCAUGCUGUGUGUAUUAGUAAUGAAAUUCAACUCUUAGUAAGAAAUAAGUUGAUUCCUCAUUGAUAUUCUUGCUUUAUUAUUUUCUUAGUAUUUGUCUUUGAGGAUAUGGAAAUCAGGUGAUACUUAGAAGCAUUAUAGAAACCGACUUUUCAGGGACUCUCGUGUUAUUUCUCUCUUGAACUUGUUAAGUUGCUCCAUUACUAGUAUUAGCCUACUUUCACGAUGGUUCUAGUAACCCAUCGACCCUUCUUAAAGGGGGAAAAAAAAUGUAUAUUAAAAUUAUGUCACAUGUUUUGUAUAUUGAAACAUGGCCUCAUAACCUACCUAAUUAAAGUAAGCUAAAAGAUGCUUUUAUCAUAUAUUUUUUAUUGAUGAAAUUCUGAAAUGUUCAUGCUGUGAACAUUAUGGUGUAUAUAAUGUAGCAAAAAUAAAAUGUAUGAAAAGAUC